This is a messenger RNA of Leopardus geoffroyi (Geoffroy's cat), 1940 nucleotides long. RefSeq names its product casein kinase 1 gamma 2 (gene CSNK1G2). NCBI's taxonomy places the organism in Eukaryota, Metazoa, Chordata, Mammalia, Carnivora, Felidae. Gene Ontology annotation, biological process: positive regulation of canonical Wnt signaling pathway; peptidyl-serine phosphorylation; signal transduction. The record is from RefSeq and is a predicted model, not a curated record. The transcript is spliced from 12 exons. Gene Ontology annotation, molecular function: protein serine/threonine kinase activity; ATP binding. Gene Ontology annotation, cellular component: nucleus; plasma membrane; cytoplasm. Bases 373 to 1617 code for a protein of 414 amino acids.
UGGAGCCGGAGCCGCGGCACGAGCGGGGCCCGGAGCGGGGGCCCGCGCCGCGCUGCUGAGGGAGCCCGGGCCGCCUGCUGCCCGGCCGGCCACGGCCACGGCCACGGCGGAGGCCCCGAGCUGGGAGCCACGAGAUUUGAGGCGGCGGGACCGGUCAACAGAAUGCGUCCUCCCUCUGCACGCGACCCCGAGGCCACCGAGAUGAGCGCCACGGCCGGGCCCUGGCAAGCGCCCACGUCUCACUAGCAGGGAGCCCGCCGGGCCACCAUGGUGUACUAGCCCCGAAGAGCCGCCCGCAACCUCAGGUCUGCACAGACCCGGGAUUUGCUCGGCAGCAGAGUCACCGUGGAGAGGCCAGGGUACCACAAACUUAUGGAUUUUGACAAGAAAGGAGGGAAAGGGGAGUCGGAGGAGGGUCGGAGAAUGUCCAAGGCCAGCGGCCGGACCAGCCAUGGCGUCCGGAGCUCGGGGACCAGCUCGGGGGUCCUGAUGGUGGGCCCCAACUUCCGGGUCGGGAAGAAGAUAGGCUGUGGCAACUUCGGGGAGCUCCGGCUAGGGAAGAAUCUCUAUACAAAUGAAUACGUAGCUAUUAAACUGGAGCCCAUCAAGUCCCGGGCCCCUCAGCUGCACCUGGAGUACCGCUUCUACAAGCAGCUCAGCGCCACAGAGGGCGUCCCUCAGGUCUACUACUUCGGCCCGUGUGGGAAGUACAAUGCCAUGGUGCUGGAGCUGCUCGGGCCUAGCCUGGAGGACCUGUUUGACCUGUGUGAUCGCACGUUCACACUCAAGACGGUGCUCAUGAUCGCCAUCCAGCUGAUCACGCGCAUGGAGUACGUCCACACCAAGAGCCUCAUCUACCGCGACGUGAAGCCCGAGAACUUCCUGGUGGGGCGCCCGGGCACCAAGCGGCAGCACGCCAUCCACAUCAUCGACUUCGGCCUGGCCAAGGAGUACAUCGACCCCGAGACCAAGAAGCACAUCCCGUACCGCGAGCACAAGAGCCUGACGGGCACGGCGCGCUACAUGAGCAUCAACACGCACCUGGGCAAGGAGCAGAGCCGCCGCGACGACCUGGAGGCGCUGGGCCACAUGUUCAUGUACUUCCUGCGUGGCAGCCUGCCCUGGCAGGGGCUCAAGGCCGACACGCUCAAGGAGCGCUACCAGAAGAUCGGGGACACCAAGCGGGCCACGCCCAUCGAGGUGCUCUGCGAGAGCUUCCCAGAGGAGAUGGCCACAUACCUGCGCUACGUGCGGCGCCUAGACUUCUUCGAGAAGCCUGACUAUGACUAUCUGCGCAAGCUUUUCACCGAUCUCUUCGACCGCAGCGGCUUCGUGUUCGACUACGAGUACGACUGGGCGGGGAAGCCCCUGCCGACCCCCAUCGGCACGGUCCACACCGACCUGCCCUCGCAGCCUCAGCCUCGGGACAAAGCCCAGCUGUACAGCAAAAACCAGGCGCUGAACUCCACCAACGGGGAGCUGAAUACGGACGACCCCACUGCCGGUCACUCCAACGCCCCCAUCACGGCGCCCGCAGAGGUGGAGGUGACUGAUGACACCAAGUGCUGCUGCUUCUUCAAGAGAAGAAAGAGAAAAUCGGCGCAGCGACACAAGUGACCCGGGGCAGUGGUGCCCUGAAUCCUCCCACCGCAGCCCCUGGGACCAGCUCGUCCUAGGCUGUGUGGCGCACAGCCCAGACGCAGACUGCAGGGCCGGCCGCAGCUGCCCGCCCCCCUCCCCCCCCCACGUGGGGUCACCUCCUUCACACGAGACUUUGGCCGAAAUUUCUACACCCGUGUCUAGUCCUCCCCUCCGAGAGCAUUAACUAUUUGCAACAAGGAAAGGAAACACAGCGGCCGCCCGCCCUGCGCCCCUCCCGCCGCCGAAGUGAGUAGUCGGCCGCCCUGUUGGUUUCAUAAAGUCCAGCUUGUCUCCCUCGA